This is a messenger RNA of Theileria equi strain WA, 600 nucleotides long. RefSeq lists its product as hypothetical. NCBI's taxonomy places the organism in Eukaryota, Apicomplexa, Aconoidasida, Piroplasmida, Theileriidae. The transcript has 2 exons. The record is from RefSeq and is a predicted model, not a curated record. The coding region runs from base 1 to 600 and encodes 199 amino acids.
AUGGGAGCCUGUGACUAUCUGGAGACAAUCUAUGAAAAAUGUACUGAACCUACUCAAUCCUCAUCUCCAGUACAAGGUCCUGAUACUGCUGGACUUCAAGGACCUCCUGGUGAAAAAGGUGAAUCAUCUAUUCCGGAACAUAAGGAUAAAGUUCAAGAAAUUUCCAAAGUACAAAAGGAUGUUGCUGGUGUUCAAUCUCCAUCACCUGCUGCUGGUGCUCCUGGUAAUCCUGCUCCUGAAGGAUCUCUUUCUGGCGCUGAAGAUGGUAUAGAUGGUGAUAAAGGUCCUUCUGGUGAAAAGGGUGAUAGAGAACAUGCUGGAGCUGAUACUUCUGAUGCUAGUCUACCUGGUAGAGAAGCUACUGAUACUGGUCCUCAAGUUACUAAAGAUACUCAUGCUUCUCCUGCAGGUCUUCAACAACCUGGUCCUGCUGCUAUGCAAGGCGGCCCUUCUGGUGGAGCUUCUCAUGGAAACUCUUUUUGGGAUCUAAAGAAUACUCUUGGUGUCUUCAGUGGUAAUGGUAUUGUAUCUGGAUUAGUUGGUCGGGCAGGUUAUCAUUUAUAUAAGAGUUCUAGAGAUCCUUGGGUUAGACAGAUUUGA